Molecule: messenger RNA, 3647 nt
Organism: Ctenopharyngodon idella (grass carp)
Lineage: Eukaryota; Metazoa; Chordata; Actinopteri; Cypriniformes; Xenocyprididae
Gene: rgs9a
Product: regulator of G protein signaling 9a
Exons: 17
Coding region: 1653-3092 (479 amino acids)
Biological process (GO): intracellular signal transduction; G protein-coupled receptor signaling pathway; regulation of G protein-coupled receptor signaling pathway
Source: RefSeq, a predicted model, not a curated record
AACCCCGUAAUAUCUGAAAUAAGUUUGUAUCUCAUAUAAUACUAUUUAGUGAGAAAACGUGAGGAAGAAAAAUGACAUUUGAUGCAGAUGUUGUUAUUUAUAUAGCCAAAAACUACGAUGAAAUUCUGAAAGCUUGUAAUGUAAAUAAAUGAGAUUUUUAUAACAGUAAGCUAUAGCUGGCUUACAUAAAAUUGAAUAGAAAUAUCAUUUGUCACUGUUGGCCUAUAGCUCCCAAUAAUAUGUUUUAAGAUGAUGUUUAAAUGCUUAGUUUUAUGAUCAAAUCUCUGUAGUUUUAAUUGUGGGGGGCAAAACAAUGCAAUCAGUGGCGUAGCAAGUCUGCCCUGGGCCCAUAUGCAAAAAAUUUUAACGGGCCCCCUUGGUUGAAUUUGCAUUCCCUGGGCCCACGCUGAGGGCCACCCGAUCCGCUCGGGCCAAUAUGCACAUGCAUAGGCCUACCCUGCAUACUCAGAUGCUACACAAAUGAAUGCAAUGUAAUACAAUGAUGAUUGAGAGAGAGAACCACAAAGCCACAAACGUUCCUCAAAAGCCUGAUGUGUCAGAUACAUUUUAACAUGUUUUUUUUAGUCAAAACCCAUGCUUCUUGAAUUAUUUAUAACAGCAUAAAAAGAUAUUUGUAUGUUUACUUUAUAAAAAUCAUUAAAGAUUUUACAGCAAAAAGACACAUGCAUGAAUGAAUGCAUUAAUAAAGCAUUUAUAUGGCGUUUUUUUAUGGGGCAUUAGGACCCACAUAGACUGCAGGUAAGGACUCCCUGCUGGCCUCACAAAUACCUCUUCCAGCAGCAGCCAUAGUCUUCCCAGGACCAGGAGGUCUCCCAUCCAGGUAGCUACUUUAGACCAGGCUCAACCCUGCUUAGCUUCAGUGGGCUACCAGUAUUUGGGCUACAGGGUGAUAUGACAUGUACAAUGUACACAUGUACAAAAACCUGAAGGUGGACAUUAUAGGAUAAUACUAAAAGGCCUUUUACUUGCUAAAAAAGUAUAAACUAUCACUCAGACAAGAUGGUACAUAGCAGAUUGUGUGCAACAAGUUUUUCAGCAAGGCAGGCCUUAGUUACAAUGAAUCACUAUAUGAUACAGUAGGCCUUUAUAGGGCUAAUGGCACUUAAAUCAGCUGAAUCUCAUGUAAGUCAAGUGUAUUGCACAUUUCUAAAUGUAAAAAACAUGUUUUGAGAGGGAAAAAUUAGAGUGCACCUGUACAAUACCAAUACAUUACAUCUGCUUACUACUUAAAGAAGCUCAGCUGAGUAAUUUCUCAUAGGUCUUUAAUCAGGCUGUAACUGAAACGGCAAUUUCUGGUAAUGGAAAAAGCGCAGAUCAAAGGAAAUGUACAUUCCCAUAGGUGUCUGUCUCUCGGUCGCUGCCUGUCGGUGUGUUUGAGCAGCGCAGUAGCCGCUGAUGCCCUGAUGACAGACAGAUUGGAGGAAGAGAGAGCUGCGCUGUGAUUGGUCGCUGUCACUUUCUUAUGUUUGCCGGUCCCUGUUUUUUUCUUGGUGUGUGUGUGUGUGUGUGUGUGCGCGUGACGUGUAGCAGAGACCUGCACUGUCCACCGCUCUCAGAAAACCUAAACUUAAAUUCUCAUUAACAACAGGAAUUGUUUUCUGCUUUUAAAAGUAUUUUUCGCGGACUACAAAAUGACAAUAAGAUCGAACCGAGACCAUGGACAACAUUAUCGGCCACGGAUGGCCUGCCUUAAAAAGGUGGAGGCCAUAGUGGUUCAGAUGCAGGACCCAUCGACUGGAGUGAAGGGAUCAGAACAGAAGCUAAAUGUUACAUCCAUUCCCCAUGCGUUCGCUGGUCAGGACAUUGUUGCAUGGAUCUCCAAACACAUGAACAUGGACAAUGAUGAGGCUCAAGCAUUUGGCACAAUGUUAGUGGCCUUCGGGUACAUCUACCCUCUGCAGGACCACAAAAAGCUUGUCCUCAAACCAGAUGGCAGUUUGUACCGCUUUCAGACCCCCUAUUUCUGGCCUGUGCAAAAAAGGAAAGCUGAGGACACCGAUUACGCUAUCUAUCUGGCGAAGAGAAACAUUCGAAAAAAGGGAGUACUUGAUGCUUAUGAACAGGAGGAAUACAACAAACUCCACAAAUGGAUGAACCACAAAUGGGAUUUUAUCGUGAUGCAAGCUAAAGAGCAGUACCAAAUUGGGAAGGUGCGUCAGAAGGCAGACAGAGUUGUGUUUGACUGUCAGGAGAGAGCCUACUGGAUUGUCCACAGGCCUCCACCACAAACACACAGCGCUAUGGAUGUCCUGGAUCGUCAUAUUGACCCUAAUACAGAGGAGAAAAAAACCUAUGAUUAUUAUAGAAGAAUCAUCAUCUACACACAACAGGCCAUCAUGAGGUCAAGGGUCAAAUCUACAGUAUCUCUUGGAGCCCUGGUCAAGUAUAUGACGACAUUUAAGAAUCACGACCCGUUCCUCGUGCCCUGCCUCCCUAGCAAUCCCUGGCAAACUGAUGAUGACACUUACUGGGAGCUGAACAUGGCAGAUGUUGAAGUUCCCACAAAGAUGAGAGUGGAGCGCUGGUCCUUUAGCUUCUACGAGUUGCUUAAUGACCCACGGGGCCGUGCAGACUUCAAGAUUUUCCUAAAGAAGGAAUUCAGUGGUGAGAAUCUGGCGUUCUGGGAAGCCGCUGAGGAGUUGAGAUGGGGCACAGCAGCUUCUAUGUCAGAAAAAGCAGAGCAAGUUUUCAAAACCUUUUUGGCCCCAGGAGCACCACGCUGGAUCAAUAUUGAUGGCAGGACAAUGGGUCUUACAGUAAAAGGCCUGGAGCAUCCUCACCGAUACGUACUGGACGCUGCCCAGACCCACAUCUUCAUGCUGAUGAAAAAGGAUACCUUUUAUCGCUACCUGAAGUCACCAGUUUACAAGGAAAUACAGAAAAAGGCCAUUUCACCAGCACCACACAAUUUCUCUGAUGCCCAGCUGCAGGAAAACACUAGGAACCGCAGGCCGAGCAUCAGCCCCAUCAUCACCUAUCAGAAGGAGCAGGAAGAGAAAGCAAAGGCAGCUGCCGCAGCUGGACCCGUAGACAUUAAAAAAUUGAUGGCCAGCAAACUAGAUCGCAAAUAGAAAGAGAUAAAGAUAUGUGCUGGAAAUGCUUUACUUAAUAAUCUGACUAAUAAAAAGAGACCCAUAAAAUGUUUCAAGAUUUUUUUGGGGGGGUGUUCUACAUGUACAUAUCAAUACAAAGUCUCACAUAGAGCUAAACAUACAGACUCUAAGUUUACUUCUUCCAUGAAAUUUGCUGUAAACAGAAUUGCUACCAAAUAUAUAAAAAUAACAGUAAAACAUUGACAGCUAUGUACAUAUCACUGCCGAAUAGCUAGUUCCAAUCAUUUGUACUGCUACAUCCAAAUGAUAUAUUUUUGUAGCUGGCUAAAUUCUGUAACAAAAUGUCAUAUUCUUGGGUUAAAUAAUACACGUGGAUAACUGAUGUGAAAUGAGCCGCUUUUUCAGAUCACAUUUGUUUCCAUGGAGUGAUUGUUAAUCCAACACAAAGAUUGCAUUACCUUUAAUUUCUAAUCACCUAUAUAGCAGUUUCUCAUUAUAGUGUGAACAUGUUUUGUAUGUGUGCAGUAGUCCUCUGUAUCUCUUACUGUAAAACAAUAAAAGACAGAAUGUUCA